AUGGACGGUGGAGAUGAUUCCAGCGGCUUUUUGAACCACGUGAAGAUGAAGAAAGGCGGUAAAGAGAGCCAGAGUCAGGGGAGAAAACAAGGCAGGCGUGGUAAGGCAGCGAGCGCAUCCCAAGAGGCGGAUGUAGAAAAUCUAGGGCAGCCAAGGCCGGGCGAUGGGACGGGGAAACAGGAUAGUGAGCGAGAGAUUGAUCCAGAGGAGGAAGAGCUUCGGGAGCUAGAGGCGCUUUUCAAGUCUCCAGUGCACCGCAGCACGUUCCUGACUCAGAAGCAGAGCAGCUCUUUGAUGCCUGCCGCAAGAGCUGCAGCCGCGGCAGCAGUAGCAGCGGCAACAGCAGCAGCAGCAACAGCAGCAGCAGCAGCUGCAGCAGCUGGCACAUCCCCAAUGGGAUCGCAGGAGCCAUAUUCGCAAGACUCAGAUUUUCCGGGGCCUAGAGGCAUGAGUCGUCAAAUGGAACCAGAAGAGUCAGAUUUCCGGGGGCCUAGAGGCACGAGUCUGAUGGAGGCGCAGGAGUCGGGCGAGAUGAUGGCGAGCCUGGAUGAGGCCAUGUUUGCACUCGAUGGGUUGAAGCUGCGGCAGCCAAUCAGGGUGCAGAGAUCUGCUGCCACGUCACUGGCGUCCAUCUGCUCUGCUAUGGACCGCCGUCGCCUGCUGCGCUCGCAGGGGCUAAUAAAGCAGAUCAUGGAUGCUCUUCUGCUUCUCCCAAUAACGGAUCACCCUCUGGCACUGGCCGCUGCAGCUAUUUUCUUCUUUGUCUCCUAUGAUGACGUGGAGAGUGACUUCCCAGACCCCUCCCACGCGCUCAGCUUCCUCCUUGCUCUCUUAAAACACCACAGCGCCGCCGCCCCUCCACGUGCCAGCCCAGGCCCUCGUGCCGCACCUGCAUCUGCUGCCGCUCGUGGCAAGUCUCCUCCUGCCUGGGCAGACCUCUCUUGGCGGGAAUGCCCUGUGAAGGGGGUGGAGAGGCGGGAGGCGGAAGCUGCAGCAGCAGCAGAGUGUAAGGUCAGGAAGCUGUUCCCGAACGGGGUUGGGGGAGUGCUGUGGGAUGAGGAGGAGGAGAAUGGGGAACAGGAGGAUGUGGAGGAGGAAAGGGGGAGAGGCUGUGCUGGUGGUACUGGUGGUGCUGGUGCUGCUAGUGGUUGUGGUGGUGGGUCAGAUGUGACGGUUGUGACGCUGGUGUUGGCCACGCUGAAACGGAUCUGCUCUUCUGUGAUUGCUCUUCAAGCAGCAGCACCAGACAGCACCCUGCCGCCCUUCUCCUCCAGUGGGCCUGGCCGGCAUCAGCUCAUGCGCGUGGGGCUCAAGGACGAAAUGCGCCGCCUGGGAGGGCUGCACCUGGUGGCGGUCGUGGCUGCCAGGCACAUGCUGCAGCUGGCACGAUCUACGCUCCAGCCAUGUGCAGGUGGCCGGAGAGAGGAAGCAGAGAGGGGAGCAAAAGAUGAAGCAGCAGCAGGAGACGCCAAAAGGCGGAAGCUGGGAAACAUGGAGCAUGCAUUUGUACUCAAGAAGAAGCACCACUUGCAGCAGCAGCACAAGCGGAUGGAUGGUACUGAAGCAGCAGCAGCAGCAGCCAAUGAGGACCUGCCACAUGGCGGAAGAAUCUCCGCCAGUGUGGAUGUGGCAACAAGCUGUUUGGGCGUGUUGGAGCAUGUCACGUUCAUGAGCCGCGAUAACCAGGAUUAUCUCAUCCGCCUCUCCUUGCCCACUGACACUCUGCCUGGAGCGAAGCGAAGAAAGGUGUCUGGCUGCCACACCACCUCUCCCGCUGCCGUGCCCCUCGUGGCCACAGUGGCCUCGAGUGGGGCUCUAGGGAAAGGGAAGGGAGGCAGCAGCAGUGAGUGGUCGUUUCUUGCUCUCCUGUCGGAGUGCCUGGAACGUCUUGCAGGUGGUGGGGGCAUUCCGACCUCAAAGGGCAAGGAGAGCGCUACCACUUCAGGAACGGAUUCUGAGGGGGAUGAGGGAGGGGCAGUGGAAAGGGCAGUGGGGGCCAGUGGUGGGGCCAUGGUGGUUCUGGGCGAUGCUGUGCCUUUGGACUUGGGGCGGGAGGAGGGGAGUGAGGAGGGCGAAGAGGGGAGUGGGGAGGACGAGAAGGGAAGUAGGCGAAAUGGAGGGAAGAGAGUGCGUGGGGUGGCUACAAAGGGGAAGUCUGGUGGGGGAAGGAGAGGGGUCCAGACAGGUGGCAAGGAGAGGGCAUCGGCAGACCCGUUUUGCUUUGACCCAUGGGAGGAGGAGGGUGCAGGGAGGGUUGCAGGGAAGAUUGCAGGGAGGGUUGCAGCGAGGGCAGGUGCAGGGAAGAGCAGCAGUGUUGAUAAGCGGCAGCAGGGAAAGGUGGCUUACACUGCCGGCGCGAGGCGUAGUGCUGUGAAGGAGUUUGUGCGGGGGCAAGAGCAGGUUGUAAUGCUGGGAGAGGCGGUGGAAGGGGAUGUUGAGGAUGAGGAUGAAGGGUUGCGACAUGGCAAGAGUGGUGCUCUUUCCAUGGGGGCGAAACAUGGUUCUGGUGGUGCUGUGGUGCUGGGGGAAGAUGUGUCGGCAGCAGAAGAGGAGGACGAGGAGAAAGAGGGGGAAGGGGAGGAGGAUGGGGAAGAGGGAAGGUCGGGAACUCUCAUGGCCCGCACUGGUGCAGGCAGGAUGAGAGGAGGAGCAGUUGUAUUGGGCGAGGCGGUAGGGGAGGAGCAGGAGGGCUCUGAUGAGGGGGGGUGGGAGGGAUCUGGAUUGAGUGGCAGGGGAAGGCACGGGCGAGCGAGCAGUGCGAUUGGGGGCGGUUCAGGGGUGAGAGAGGGCGGUGAUGGAGGGUUGGGGAGGAGUGAGGGAGUGUUGAAGGAUCCAUAUGAGUUUCUCAUGGACUCACAAGUGGAGGAGGAGCUAUUAGUGGGGGAGGAGAUGUUGAUGGGAGGAGAAUGGGCUGGGUUGGAGGGAGGAGACGGGUGUGUGGACGGGCGGGGUGGUGUGUGUGGUUCGGGGAUAAGGCUGGGGGAGGAGGUGGAGGGAGGGAUCAGUGGGAAUGAUGGCCGGCGGUUUGUGCUGGCAGCAUGCAAAGUGCUCAUGAACGUCACCAACCACAAUGCAGAGGGGAGCAGAGCGGUGGCAGGGGCGCACGGGAUCGAUGUGGUGGCGUCUCUGGCUGCAGCCUGCUGCUCUGACCGCUGCUGGCAGCAUGCCCUGGCAUCUGCUGGGGCCCCGUGUGGCGCUGUAGGAGAGCCAGCUCUGGCAGCAGCUUCUGCAGCAGCUUCGGCAGCAGCUUCGACAGUUCGCACGGGCUAUGGGUCCGAGGGAACUGAGGCAGUGACAGCUGGAGCGUGUGGGUUGGAGGAUGGAGUGCAGGGGAGGGGGAACGGGGCAAGUAAUGGGGGAGGGGAUGACAGGGGAGAGUGUGAUAAAGCUGAAAGGACUUGUGGAGGACGGGAAAAGGAGGGUGCAGCGAGUGAGGAAGGUAGGCCCUGGGAGGGAGAUGGUGACGUGCUGGUGGUGCUGCUGGGUCUGAUCGUCAACCUGGUGGAAGCUGAUAGUGACGCCAGAUCCCUACUGGCGGCAGCCACUUCCACGAGGCGAAAGCAGGACCGGCUGCACUCCAAGCGACUCAGUCCAAGAGAAUACAGCAAAUACAGCACCCAGCAGCACAAGGCCCGUGGACACAGCAUGCAGCAGCACAGUGCCACCAGCAGUGGGAGCCGUGGCCAAGAGGAGGCAGGGAGGGCAGAGGAGAGUGUGUCGAUGGUGUCCCUCCUGUGCGCCAUCUUUGCAUCUCGCCAAAAAAUCUCCGAGCAGCAGCAUCAGAAUCAGCAGCAGCAGCAGCAAAAGGAGAGGCAGGAUUUCGCUGCAAAAUGUCAGAUUUCGGAGCGCUCCAGCCACGAGGAAAGGAGCACGGUGGUGGUGAGAGGGAGUGAGGGUGCAGAAGAGAUGGGAAUGGCAGAGCAGAGGCGACUGGCGGAAAGGGAAGUAGAGGAAUUGCAGAUGAGCGUGCUGGGGCAGGGUGAGAUGGUGCUGCAGGGGGAGCUGAUGGGAGGUGUGGGGAUGAUGGAAGGUGUGGGGACUGGAAAGGAGAAGAUGGGGAAGGCGAUGGGGGGGGAGAUGGGUUCGGGCGAGAUGGUGAUGUCGAUGAUGGUGGAGGGGGCAGUGGAGGCGGAGCAGCUGAUCAUGGAGUCCCACGCUGCUCUGCUGCUGGGGCUGCUGGCACAACACAGCGGGCCAGUGAGUCACCAUCUCCCGUGCUCCUCUCUGCACCCCCUGGCGCCGGCUUUUGAGUCGACUACAAAAUUGUCCGUUCUUUCAUUUCCUCUCCCCCCCUCCCCGCACCUGCAGCGAGUCUGUCUGUCAGUCCAUCUGCCGUCAGCUGCCAGGCUCCUCUCUGCAGCCGCUGGCACCAGUGCUGCGGCAAUUCAUGUUCAGGCAUUCCACGACAGUGUUGGAGCACUCACGAACGAGUCACGGCAGCUGCUGCGCCAAGUCAUUGUCUUCUGCGCUUCGCACAAGCAGUAG
Closterium sp. Naga37s-1 is the source of this 4485-nucleotide messenger RNA. The record is from the annotation of a GenBank genome assembly. Lineage: Eukaryota; Viridiplantae; Streptophyta; Zygnematophyceae; Desmidiales; Closteriaceae.